UCUCGCACCAACACCACAGACCACCACCGCAGCACGCAGCACGCACCACGCGCCCUCCCGCCCCGUGAUCGCCGCCGUCUCGCCGCUGCGCCGACCCCUCCACCGGCAUUCGAUUCGGAGCCCAGCCCGUCCGGCGGCGCGGAGCCAUGGGCACGGUUGUGGAUGCUCCCGCAGCUGUGACUGAGAAGGAGGUGGUUGCUGAGAACAUGUUGGGUGACAAGAAAGUCACAGUAGUAUUUGUUCUUGGUGGUCCUGGAAGUGGAAAGGGCACACAGUGUGCCAACAUUGUGGAACACUUUGGAUUCACCCAUCUUAGUGCUGGAGAUCUUUUGCGCGCGGAGAUUAAAUCUGGCUCUGAGAAUGGAACUAUGAUUGAGAACAUGAUAAAGGAGGGAAAGAUUGUUCCAUCGGAGGUGACUAUAAAGCUCUUGCAGCAAGCCAUGAUAAAGAAUGAGAAUGAUAAGUUCCUCAUCGACGGGUUUCCAAGGAAUGAAGAGAAUCGUGCUGCGUUCGAGAAUGUUACAAAAAUUUCGCCUGCAUUUGUGCUAUUCUUUAAUUGUUCCGAGGAAGAGAUGGAAAGACGUCUUUUGGGACGCAAUGAGGGUAGAGUUGAUGACAACAUUGAGACUAUCAGGAAGAGAUUCAAAGUUUUUGUUGAAUCCAGUUUGCCUGUGAUUGAGUACUAUGACGCAAAAGACAAGGUUAAAAAGAUCGAUGCUGCAAAACCAAUUCCUGAGGUGUUUGAAGAUGUCAAAGCCAUUUUUGCCCCAUUUGCCAAGGCUGCAUAGAACAGUAUAAAGGACCACAAAGGUGAUAAAUGGAAUGAUCUCAUACAAGGUUUUGCUCAAGUGUGACUACAUAUAUGUGAUUACAAACCCUUAAUAUAGAUCAGACUUAUCAGUAGACAAUUUGAUUUGUUGCCAGCAAUAAAUUAGAUCUGGUUUGGGGUGUUCCUGCUAGAAGUUUUUAUUUACCACCCAUUGUUGGUGUAUCCCAUGUAGUGUACCUGUACCAUUGUGUAAUUUACUGCAAGGACGAAUCAGACCUUGUGCCCAUGAGCUAUGCGGCUGCAUUACAGAAAAUUGAAUUUAUCACAUGUUCACUCA
Hordeum vulgare subsp. vulgare (domesticated barley) is the source of this 1106-nucleotide messenger RNA. RefSeq names its product UMP-CMP kinase 3. Gene Ontology annotation, cellular component: cytoplasm; nucleus. The record is from RefSeq and is a predicted model, not a curated record. Bases 147 to 788 code for a protein of 213 amino acids. Lineage: Eukaryota; Viridiplantae; Streptophyta; Magnoliopsida; Poales; Poaceae. Gene Ontology annotation, biological process: 'de novo' pyrimidine nucleobase biosynthetic process; UDP biosynthetic process; CDP biosynthetic process. Gene Ontology annotation, molecular function: UMP kinase activity; ATP binding. The transcript is spliced from 10 exons.